AUGGAUUCCGAUGGGCCAGGGGCCGCCAAGGUUGUGCCCAAACCUGUGCGGCAGAAGAAGGGAGAAGGGGCGGGCGCGGGUGCUGCGGACAAGGCGGAUGCUCCGCCACCGGAGCCGCAUCCUGUGAAAAGAAGGCGUGUGUCUAGAAACAGUGAUGGCUCUGGGGCCAACUCAAGCAAGGAUGAAAAGAAAUGCAAGCGGUGCAAGAAGUUGCGCCUUGUGAGUGACUUCUAUCAGGGCCAAGCGAAUUGCGCGGAGUGCAGCACCAAGCUGCGCACAAUUCGAAACAUUGCCAAGCGGAGCCAGGAGGUUCAGUGGCUAGACAGCUUAGAUGACAGCCAGCUUGACACUUUGCUCGCAGCCUACACAAAAGAGCACGAGGCAGCGAAGAAGGAGCGGUGCAAGUGCACCUUCAACUUGACUCUUUACAAAGAAAAGAGCAUUCGUGCUGCUGGGGUGCGAAAAGAAGUCCGGAAGCGAAUGAUGAGCGAAGAAUGCUUUUAUGAUUUUGCAAAGGGUGCGCAGGGCGGCUCGCUCAGCUCAACACAAGCCCAAAGGAAAUGGGCUGAGUACUUGGCAGACCCCAACACAGUCCAAGAGGGUGAAGGGAGCACCUUGAAGCUGUCCAUCCCUAUUGCCACUGACAUCAUUGAUUACGACGAUAUUUCCAAGCAGAAGGAGCUCGAACGCCAGCAGAAGCUUUCCAAACUCAAUGAAGCUCAGUAUGAAGGUAAGGUGGAUGCAUUGGUUCUUGGAGGUGGCAGGCCAGAUUGCAAGAUGAAUGGCGCAAAGACCAAAGCAGCCCUGGCUGACGACUCUGAUUUGGCGUUGCCGACCCUUUCUGACCUGGCUGCCAAGACCAAGGCCAAAGCGAAAGAAGCUGCUGAGGGUGAGGAUGAGGCCAGGAAGAAGGAUCCUGCUGAUUCUGAAGCUGAAGGUGACACCAAGUGGUUUGACUCUGUGGCGCAACAAGCCAAGGCAGCCCGCCAAUUUAGCAGCAAACUCGCCAAAUCAUCUUUAAAGAUGGUUGCCAUGAUUGGACAAAUGGAGGUUGCCCUAGACUCCGCUCGAGGCUCAGCGGGUGCCACCUCUGCAGGCACAGAGAUGAGGAUUCUUGACAACAGGCUCAAAGCCUUGAGACUCAUCAAGGAUGCUGGGGCAGAGGAAUUUCGGCUGUAUGUUGCGGAGCUCCAUUCAAAGUCACAGGCAGCAAAAUCUGCAGAGACCGUCUCCCACUCAAGCGCAGCUGAUCACCAUCUCGCGCAGGCUGAGGAGUUGAAGGCAAAGUUCAACUCCGUUACCGCCCAAGAGGAGUUGAAUGCCACAUGGAAAGAAGCCAAUCGCAUCAUGUGUCACUGGGAGGAGCUUCUCUCUGCUUGCAGAACAGCUGUCUCAGAGCUCAAGAGAGCGACAGAGGUGAAGUCACAGGGACAGGGCGGUCGUGGCAAGAAUGCCAAAGCAAAAGCCAAAGCUAAGGGCCGGGCCGCGCGAGCCACCUCCAUGUACGAAGUCUUCAGCUAUGACAAGUCCACUGCCAUCGACGUGUAUGAUGUUUGUCCAUUGUCAGCUGACCGUGUGAUGGACACGCCUUUCAUCCUCACGGCGGUGCCUUCCAUCAUGGAAAAGCUCCUAGCGCUCAAAGAGCCUUCUGCAGACGCCCCGGAUGCCACCAAGGUCUACCAAGAAUUGACCAGCUUCCAUGAGAAGUUCGCCAAGAGUGACCUCCGCUUCACCACCGGCAAAGCGCAAAGGCCCAUGAAAGAAGCUGUUGGACAGGUUGUCUCCACCGCGCUGCGAGGUUCUUUGUCGGGACACGAGGUGGUCGAUGCCGGCCACUGGCUGCCGCCCAGAAAAGUGAUCUUGGCCGACCCAGAGAAGAUCGUGACAUUGUUGACCGACCAGAACCACAAGCUGAAGGAGGAAGACCGCGAGAAGGUCACCUAUGCCUCAGCUGUUGCAUUCUUGACCCAUGCCACCCCCAAGGACUUGGAGGACCUUGGUGGUGGCAUCUGGCAAGGAACAUUGAAACCAGGCCAGCUUUUGUGGACGCCCGCUGGCAUGAUCGCCGGAGAGCAGACAAGUGAGUCGGACCACCUUGGCUUGAAGGUUUCAUUGGUGGCAGUGGGUGAGACAGGUGAUAGUCGAGGCAUUGCCACACUGCGCAAGAUGCAAAUGGAGGGGAAGGACCUCAACAAGAAGUCUGACGUGCUGGACGAAAUCUUGUUGGCGGUGGACGCAAAGCAGAGUGAUUUGAAGUUGAAGGCUGCCCCACCUACUGAGGAGAGCCAGGUCGGGGCUUCCGGCUUCCUGCAGACUGCAGGGAGAUUGCUGUUGGAAAGAAAACAGUGUGAGAAGGGCCGAGAUGGCUAUGGAAGACGCUUUACUGUUUAUGACGUUAUUGCCACCGCUCUGCAUGAACACGUGGACCCGAAGCUGCUUCCGGGCGAGGGGCAGUUGAUGGAUAAGUCCAAAUUUGACGCAGACGCCUUGAACGAAGACCAUGUCCAAAAUGUUGCUGAAGCACUUUUGGCAACAUACCCAUAUGAACGCUUGGGUAGUGCGUAUUUGCUGGGGGAUGCGUGCUUGCAGCUGAACCACUUGUGGAAUGGAGGCCUCCUAGGCCUAGCUGAGGGGAACCCCAUCAAAGACAAGUCUAUUCGGGAUUGUGCCCUCAAAGAAGGUGAGACAAUGAAGCGGCUUUUGUCUUACAUUCGAACUUCAGGGUACAAGAACGAUCUUGGUCGUUCUGAUCGGGUCACCUAUUUGAAAACCUUGGCCAACCAGCGGUCGUCAAUGGAUAUCGAUGUCAUCAACCGCACCUUGGAGCUUCUAGGGUUCCUGGUCUGCAGUGGUGGUGUUUGCCGAUUGUCACGUGUAAAAUGUUUUGAACCCUUGGAGCUGGAGGCUUGA
Durusdinium trenchii is the source of this 2910-nucleotide messenger RNA. The record is from the annotation of a GenBank genome assembly. Lineage: Eukaryota; Dinophyceae; Suessiales; Symbiodiniaceae.